CUUUUAUUUUAUACCACCAACACCAAAUUGCAUCACAGAAAAUCUGAUACUCUAUACUAAGCUAUCCAUCCAAACUUAACCCCUAAGCUUUCAAUUUCAUUUCACAUCCCACACAAUAAAUACACACUCACCCCCACCGUUUUCUCAAACUCGGCACCAUGGUGGUGUUUGAGAACCUUCCUGAAGGUUGCAUCGCUAACAUUCUCUCCCUCACUUCUCCUCUCGAUGUCGGCAGAUUGGCUCUGGUUUCCUCCGCUUUCAGAUCCGCCGCUGAUUCCGACGCCGUUUGGGAUCGGUUUUUGCCCGAUGAUUUCAACUCCAUCAUUUCUCAUUCUUCCUCCACCGCCGCCGCCGAUUCCAGCUCCUCUUUCAAAUCGAAGAAGGACCUCUACCUCUCGCUCUCGCACAAUCCCCUCAUCAUCGGCGACGGGAAGAAGAGUUUUCAGCUGGUGAAUGGGAAGAAAUGCUACAUGCUAUCAGCUAGGGCUCUGUCCAUUGUAUGGGGAGAUACUCCUAGGUAUUGGAGGUGGAUUUCUCUUCCAGAGGCUAGGUUCUCUGAGGUGGCUGAACUUGUGAGCGUGUGUUGGUUGGAAAUCCGGGGCUGGAUCAACACUAAGAUGCUGUCACCAGAGACUAUGUACGGGGCGUACCUUGUGUUUAAGCCGAGUGGUGGAGCCUAUGGGUUUGAGUUCCAGUCAGUUGAAGUGUCUGUUGGAUUUGCUGGAGGUAAUGCGCAGAGGCGCGAUGUGUACUUCGAUGCUGAAAGGGAACGAAGGCUGAGAUACCAGAUUGUUGCUGGCCGUGCCCCUGCCGGGAUUUUCAACAGAUUCACCAGAGUCGCCAUGGAACCGCCCCCGCCGCCACCACCACAAGUGAUUGUUGAUGAACGUGAGUAUCCAAAGGAGAGGGCAGAUGGGUGGUUGGAGAUGGAAUUGGGAGAGUUCUUUUGUGAAGGAGGAGAGGACAGGGAGGUGGAGAUGGCUGUUUGUGAGGUCAAGGGUGGUGACUGGAAGGGUGGCCUUGUUGUUCAAGGAAUCGAAAUUAGGCCUAAACCAUAAAAGGGUAAACCUGUUGCUCCUGUGUUCAGGUGGGGAAGUCCUGAGAAUGUCAGUUUAUGUCAUCUCUUUUGCUGAAAUUUGAGCUAAACCAUGACUAAACCAAAAUUGCUGUUAUCUCUUUUGUUAGGAUCUUAUCCUAUAUGUUGGUUUAUGUCCUGAUUACUAUGUUUCUUUCGGAAAAAAAACAUUCAUACCUUAAUUUCACCUCAAGAUGAUAGGAAUAGAAGAGAGAAGUGAGAAAGAUGGUGGUGAUAUAAGAAUUAUGUGAAUGAUAGGAAGAAAAAAUUAGCAUAAUAGUUGGUUUCUUUCGGAUGUCAUAGCUCAUAGGAGUCGAUGCAGGGCACAUGAGAACCUCUGUCUACAGCUCUCCCUAGAAAUCGAUGGGAGUGUUGUUUUUGGUUUUUACUUCUAUGUACCUUCAAUUGUCCUCUGGGCACAAUUUUUUACUUAAUUAUGGAAUAUUUAAUUAAUGUUAUAA
Lotus japonicus is the source of this 1536-nucleotide messenger RNA. RefSeq names its product F-box protein PP2-B10-like. The record is from RefSeq and is a predicted model, not a curated record. The transcript has 3 exons. NCBI's taxonomy places the organism in Eukaryota, Viridiplantae, Streptophyta, Magnoliopsida, Fabales, Fabaceae. Bases 159 to 1058 code for a protein of 299 amino acids. Gene Ontology annotation, molecular function: protein binding.